AUGGCCGGCAAGCCUUACCGAGUUGGCCGAUUUGCCCACACUCUUCGGAUGAGGUUGAUGCGAGAGCAUCUUGGCCUCGACGUGGAUGGAAUCCUAGAGGAGGAGCGAGAAGCAGAGGAAAUGGAAGACGCCGCCUUUGAGCAGGACAUGGACGCUAUAUACGAGGAGGACGCGACGCCUGUCGGCGAAAUGUCCAGCUCUAAGAGUGCACCACUGCCAAUUAAUAACCUUCGUUUGCCUAGCUUCAACCACGAUCUUGAUCUGGCAACAGUGGAGGCCACCCAAGACCUUGACUCCUCUUCAUUAAAAGGAGAAGAGCCCGAGACCGACCCUCGUGUCACUGACAAGGGCCAUCAGUUGGAUUUGUCAGGAUAUGGCCCAGACCACUGGAAGUCGGCAGAAAAGUCGGGCACAGAUGAGGGUCGAGAUUCUGCUAUAGUUGAUGGCCGUGAAGUCCUUUUACACGAUGGGAAGCGGCUCUCAGGGACACACCAGGCUCCUCAGUCUCCCACUUCACGCCGUCACCACACUUCACACCAGAAUCAUAACGAUGAACCUGGUACCUCGACCGCACCUCUCCCCCCAGCUAGCAGGAAUGGCGCGGAUACGGCUGAUCAGCCUGGCCUGGCUUCAGCUGCACCAGCGGUGCCCUUGCCCGUGCUUGACGAUACAAACAUUGGUGGCCCUCCUGCGCAUAUCGAUCCCAAGACAGGCCGCCCAACAAACGAGCCGUUCCAUCCGUUGGCUGCAGAUAUCCUGCCCGCUCUCAUCGAUAAGGACUGUAUGCAAGAUCCGUUAGAUCCCACCUUUAUGGACGAAGUUUGGGGUCGGUCUGCGCGCAACAAUACAGUGCUUUAUCGUAGAGUUUUCCGUUGCAUGCCUGAUUCCAAAGUUGGCACUUGGGCUGAAUAUCGCGAAUAUAUGGAUUACAGCGUCAAGUUCCGUGCUAUGAUGGAGGGGAAAUCUGCCACUGACGAAACUGAGGCAAGCCGACAGCGCACCCCUGGCGACGAGGCAGCAGCUCCAAAGCACAGCGACCAACCUAAGAUUCAGCUGCCCGAGGGCGACGGCGACGACGAAAACGAGAAGCCGGCUUCACGCGGCAGCAGCGGAGAGGAAUUGGCUCUCCGUCCUCCGCCUGCCGAUGGAGUAACAGACAACCAGAGCUCGCUAGAACCGCCCUCACCUGUUUAUGCUGCAGGAGAAGUGCCGUUCCCUACAAUGGACACUUCUCCAUCAAAGCCAGUCUCGCGAAGCAAAAGCAGAGACCGCAGACCGACUUUCUCAACCAUGGAGAAGCCGUCAUCGAGGGAUACUAAUGCUGCUCCUCCUCUGGCGCCAGCUGCUAGUGCACCAGUCAAGCGUCGUCGCCGAGCCACCACUAAGGGGAGCCGCCGUGGACUCUUGAUUGAAGAAAUGCCAUCGCGUGUCGAGGCUGAGCAGCUCUUGGAAAUGGUGCAAGGAAACCUAGUCGAAUUCCCAUACGAUUGGCUGCUUACAGAGGAGCACAAUGGUAACUGGGGUUACCAGGUAGAUGGAGUGGCUCCUAUUACCAUUUAG
Messenger RNA from Trichoderma breve, 1560 nucleotides. RefSeq lists its product as uncharacterized. The coding region runs from base 1 to 1560 and encodes 519 amino acids. The transcript has a single exon. Lineage: Eukaryota; Fungi; Ascomycota; Sordariomycetes; Hypocreales; Hypocreaceae. The record is from RefSeq and is a predicted model, not a curated record.